AUGAACCCAUCCUCCGGAAGACCCACUACCGGCAGGCCCACCACCGGUAGGCCCAUGACCGGUCGCCCGGGCACUCGCGGUGGUACCGCCGCUGGUAGACCCCCCACACAGGGCCAGGGCGAUUACCCUCAGCAGCAACAGCAGCAACACCACCACGACCCCUACAUCCAGGAAGAAUGGGACGAGGAGGAUGACUACGAAUCCGACGACGACGGCGACGUGUUCGCCUUUGUCCCUCCCGAUCUCGGCCCCGCCCCCGAGCUCCAACAAAACCCUCUCGACCCAUCCAUAGAUAACCAGAACCGUCAGCACAUCUCGCCCACACAUCACAACGCACCAGCAGCAUCCUCACCACCACCUCCACCCGCAGCAUCAGUACCAUCCGCAGCCGCCGCCGCCGCCGCCGCCGCCGCCGCCGCCGAUGCCGCAGACCAGAACGAGACCUACUACUUUGACGAGGCCACCGGCGCCGUAUACGACUCUCAGGGCCGUCUCGUCGAUGUCUCGGCUCAAAACCUUGCCAUCGGUGCGUCUCAGGCCGGCGCAGCUGCAGCGCAUCCCGCCCUGCACGAUCUGCAGCACGACCCUCACGCUAGAGACUCGCCCGCCUCCGAGCUCACCAUCAACGACCUCGCCGCCGCCACCGCUCACCGCAACGGCCUGCCCGCCGACACCUCCCAAUCUCUCAAGCCGCGCGCCUCCACCGACAAUCGCUCCUACGACUCCACCAGCACCUACUCCCGCGAUCCCGGCGCACAGCCUCUCAACCACGCUCGCUCCUACGCCGCCUUCCCCUCCAUGGACGCCCUCCCCGAGGUCGACUCCCAGCCCACCAGCCGCAGCGGCAACUCGGACAUGCGCGCCGCCCUCCCGCACGGCACACGCGACAUUGGCACCACCGCAAGCGGCGCCAUCUCCCUCGACCACGCCAUCCCCGCACAGGGCAAGCGUCAGAGCGCACAGAUCGACGCCUACCCCGACUCCCUCCCCGAGCUCCGUCACAGCCCAGAGAGCGACCUCAAAUUCCCCCUCGAUGCCGGCGACUACACCUACGAGGACGCCUACAAGGACGAAUUCCACAUGGUCAACUACAACGACCUCGGCCAAGGCCACGGCCUCGUCCACCCCGCCCUCGAGAGCGCACACGUCGGUUCCCGCGGCGUACGCAUGGUCGAGCUCGAGAUGGAGAUGGAAGAGGACUCGCCCUACCCCGAGGUGCGCGCCUCGGUCUCCAACAUCGACGACACCGACAUGCCCGUCAACACCAUCCGCAUGUGGUUCAUCUCCUUCUUCCUCACCAUCAUCGCCGCCGGCGCCAACAUGUUCUUCUCCAUGCGCUAUCCGGCACCCACCUUUACAAACACCAUCGUCCUCCUCAUCGCCUACCCCAUCGGCAAGCUCCUCGCCGCCAUCAUGCCCAUCCGCGUAUGGACCCUCCCGCGCUGGCUCGGCGGCAAGGAUUUCUCGCUCAACCCAGGCAUCUACAACAUCAAGGAGCACGCCCUCACCUCCAUCAUGGCCAGCAUCGCCAUCAACACCGCCUACUCCAUCAGCGUCAUCAUCGUACAGGACCACGAGCGCUACUACGGUCAGCCCAGGCCCUUUGGCUUCGACGUGCUCUUUGUGCUCAGCUGCCAGACCGUCGGCUUUGGCCUCGCAGGCAUGUGUCGCCGCUUCCUCGUGUGGCCCGCAAGCAUGAUCUGGCCCCAGAACCUCGUCCAGGCCACCAUCCUCAACACCCUCCACGCAGAGGAGGACGGUGCAGACGGCUCCAUGACGCGCUUCCGCUUCUUCUCCAUCGUCUCCAUCGCCGCCUUUGUCUUUUACUUUGUGCCCGGCUACCUCUUCACCGCGCUCUCCUUCUUCAACUGGGUCUGCUGGAUCUGGCCCACCAACAUGCCCGUCAACGUCGUCUUUGGCACCGCCUCGGGCCUCGGCCUUUCGGUGCUCACCUUCGACUGGACACAGAUCAUCUACAUUGGCUCGCCCCUCGUCACGCCCUGGUGGGCCGAGUGCAACAUCUUUGCCGGCUUUGUCGGCCUCGUCUGGAUCGUCGCGCCCCUCAUGUACUUUAGGAACGUCUGGUACCAGGCCUACCUCCCCUUCAACAGCGGUGCCUCCUGGGACCGCUUCGGCCAGCCCUACAACAUCUCGCGCGUCAUUCCCAACGGCGUCGACCUUGACAAGGAAGCCUACGAGGCCUAUUCGCCGCUCUAUCUUUCGACUACACUCUCGCUCGUCUACACCACCGGCUUCGCCAUGCUCACCUCGGUGCUCACGCAUACCGUGCUGUACCACGGCAAGGCGCUCAAGAAGGGUAUCAUGCGCGUGCGCACCGAGGAGGACGACGUGCACGCCAAGUUCAUGCGCCACUACCCCGAGGCGCCCGACUGGUGGUACGCGUGCAUGUUCCUCGCGGCGCUCGUGUUUGGCGUGAUCAUGAUCGAGGUCUACGACACGGGCCUGCCCAUCUGGGCGCUGCUCGUGGCCAUCGCCAUCCCCGCCAUCUACAUUCUGCCCACCGGUUUCGUGUUUGCCAUGACGGGUCAGGCGAUCGGCACCAACCUCAUCGGCGAGCUGAUCGUAGGCUAUCUGCUGCCGGGCAAGCCGCUGCCCAACAUGAUCUUCAAGGCGUAUGCGCUGCAGGGUCUGCUGGGUGGCUUGCAGUUUGUGCAGGAUCUCAAGCUCGGCCACUACAUGAAGAUCCCGCCGCGGCUCACAUUUAUGGCGCAGUUGACGGGCGUGUUGGUGGCGUGCUUUGUGCAGCUGGGUGUCAAGCAGUGGAUGUUUGCCAACAUCCAGGGCAUCUGUUCGCCCGAUCAGCCGGACAGCUUUACCUGCCCGCACAUCCGCGUCUUUUACACGGCCAGUUUGGUGUGGGGUGCGAUUGGGCCGGCGAGGAUGUUUGGCAACGACUCGAUCUACAGGCCGAUGUACUGGGCGAUGUUGGUGGGGGCCUUGAUUCCGAUUCCCUUCUGGUUGGCGGCAAGGAGGUAUCCUCGGAGCUGGAUUCGCUACAUCAGUUGGCCGGUCAUCUUUGCGGGUGUAUCGUUCAUCCCACCCGCGAGUGGGAUCAACUACUCGUCGUGGUUUGCGGUGGGAUUCAUCUUCCAGUACCUCGUGCGCAAGUACAACUUCCGCUGGUGGUCCAAGUACAACUUUGUCCUCGCCGCCGCCAUGGACAGCGGCACCAUCAUCUCGACCAUCGUGGUCUUCUUUGCGCUGGCGCUGCCCAAGAACGGCUCGCUCACCAUCAAUUGGUGGGGCAACGAGGUGGUUGCAAAGACGUACGACUGGGCGGGGUACUCGUAUUUGACCCCGCCAGAGGAAGGCUUUGGUUCGACGCCCAAAUUUUGA
Messenger RNA from Moesziomyces antarcticus, 3357 nucleotides. RefSeq names its product oligopeptide transporter. The coding region runs from base 1 to 3357 and encodes 1118 amino acids. Gene Ontology annotation, biological process: transmembrane transport. Gene Ontology annotation, molecular function: oligopeptide transmembrane transporter activity. The transcript has a single exon. Lineage: Eukaryota; Fungi; Basidiomycota; Ustilaginomycetes; Ustilaginales; Ustilaginaceae. The record is from RefSeq and is a predicted model, not a curated record.